CCCUGUCAUGGUUUGGUGCUGCCACGCACAAGCUGAGUUGGAGGAAGCCACCGCCGACGCUGCUGUCCUUCUAAAGGCCCACGAGCCCCGGUCUCUCUCUCUUCGCCCCCGUGUUUUCCUCUCGACCCCUCCGUGACCCGAGCAUGACCGCGCACACCGUCGAAGCAAAGUCCCUAUCUGCGCUAACGAGCCUUGCCUCGAAUCCCCCGCGCUAUCCGAGGAACCCGACCCAUGAGCGCCACGAGCCUCUGGUUCUCUACAUUGCCAGAGUGCCUGGCAGCAGAGAUGUCUUCCUGACCCCGCUAAAACCGCGCCAAAAGAUUGUCACCGCCGAGGAUGUCCAGAGCUCGCUCUACUACCUGCACUUUGACAGUCCCGACGACGAGGUGCUCAAGGCCGAGGCUGCCGUCGACGACGACUUGUCCUCGUCCGACACCCAAUCGCCCGUAAAAGAGCACGCGCCAGUCGUGCGCAAACCUUUGCGCAAGCCGCUGCCUCCAUUGCCAAGUGAAGAUGGUGCAAUUCCUCCUCCCACCACCAUCAAGCGCAAGCCUGUCGCGCCUCCCGUCCUCUCGGUCAGAGACGACUCGGAGAACAAGCACAAUCUCCCCGCGCCCUUGAGAAUCCAAAUUUCUCCGUCAAAUGGCCGCGUGUCGCAUCAGCGCGGCCAUUCUUCCUACGAUGUCCCUACCCUGAGAGCGGAAAAGCCACGCCCCACUUUGGACACUUUCUCUCACCAGCGCGGCCAUUCUUCCUACGACGUCCCUACUCUAAGGCCAGAAAGGUCACGUCCCACAUUGGACACUUUCUCCCAACAGCGUGGCCAUUCUACUUACGAUGUCCCCACCCUGAGGCCAGAAAAGUCACGUCCCACGCUCGACACCUUCUCUCAUCAGCGUGGCCACUCUUCUUACGAUGUCCCUACCGUGAGGCCAGAAAGGUCGCGUCCCACACUCGACACUUUUUCGCACCAGCGCGGCCAUUCUUCCUACGACGUUCCCACCCUGAGGCCACAGAAAACGCGUCCCACAUUGGACACGUUCUCCCAUCAGAAGUCUUCCUACGAUCUGCCUACUCUGAGAAUGGGAAAGUCGCGUCCCAAAUUAGACACUUCCUCCCAAAAUAGUAGCUUUUCUGCCUACGAUCUACCCGAGAUACCCUUAGAAAACACCCGUCCCAGAGCACGCGUUACUUCCCGUUAUAGCUACCAAUCGUCGCGUACGACAAGUAGCCAAUAUAGCAUCAAUCCCGAAGAUCGCCUUCCGGAACAUCCGGGAUUUAUGGAGCAUAGUCCACCUAGGACUGUGCGCGGUUUGGACAGAAGUUCCCCUUCCUCAGAUCACAUGAGCUUUUCAGACUCAACUCCACCAAAACCUUUGCGGCAGGUGGAUCAGAGUGUUGACGACGUAUGCCUGACUCUCAUACGACGAGACCCUGCUUCUGGAGCACAGUGGAAUGUUGGAAAAAUCAGGGAUCCGCAAGUGUUCGCCAUAUCGUCUGAGACUUUUGGAAGCAGUGCAACGCAACGUACCAAAAGAGCGGGCACGCCAAUGCACUUGGAAAUCAACAACCCUGGAUACACUAAAUUUUGCCAACAAGAGACCAACGGACCCCUGCCAACAAGAUCAAGCCAGGAAAGCAUAAGGACCUCGCGAACCAGCCUGUCAGAUUCAGGCAGUCUGACCUUCGGCCCAGAUACCACCUUUAGGCGGCGAAUAUGGCUCGAAGGUGCUCGGUUGACUCCGGAUUAUUUCAGCCAGCAAAGGUUGUCGUCAAACGCUUCAGCAUACGGUGUGGAUACGAUUCGUUCGCCUGGGGAGGAUGGCCGGCGAACUAUCAAGUCCGGCUUCAAGGGUUACGUUUUUCAGAGCCCGUGGAAUGGAAGAUGCGAAUUUGUCACUGGGGCUGCUGGCAGCUCUUUGAAGUGUAAACAUAGUCUUCCCGUCAGCAACCCUGUUUUUCAGUCACCGCAAUCAGUCACCGUCAGUGAAUUGCGCUUCAACCUUCCCGCGAUUCCAAGCACACCUAUGGAAGAUGGCUCCGUAAAGCGGUCUUCGUUUUUCGCACGGCCCACCUUACAGAAACGGAUGUCUGGGCUCACAAUCAACGACCAUGCUGAGCGAAAUGGUCACUGGCAGCCAGAGCGGAACAGUCACUGGCAAGAUAUUCUAUCGGGUGGGACAAACCUGGAUCUAUCUCUUGGGCAAGAGUCGGCGGGCGGAGGAUUUGGUGGAAACAAAGCGAAGUUGGGCAAGCUCAUCAUUCAAGAUGAGGGAUUGAAGAUGUUGGAUCUGAUCGUCGCGGCGAACAUGAGUAUCUGGUGGAGGGCAUAUGGUAAAGUCGAGGCGGCUGGGCGGUGAGGAUUGGGAACAGGUUAUGUGGCCAGGAGCCAAAUCAGGACCAGGACGUGGAGAAACAGGCGCGACAGCAACAAAACAAGCUGUCCGCCUGCCCCGGUGGGAUAAUCAAGGGUACGAUGUUCGACUUCGUAGUGGCUUUCUCUUCCUAGUGCUGUGCACUUCACUUCAAAGCUUAAUUCACACUUUCACGCGCACGCCCCG
Aplosporella prunicola CBS 121167 is the source of this 2561-nucleotide messenger RNA. RefSeq lists its product as uncharacterized. Bases 144 to 2360 code for a protein of 738 amino acids. Lineage: Eukaryota; Fungi; Ascomycota; Dothideomycetes; Botryosphaeriales; Aplosporellaceae. The record is from RefSeq and is a predicted model, not a curated record. The transcript has 3 exons.